AUGGUCUCAAAGGGAUUUCUUGUUGAUUCUGCUAUGGGUAAUGCUUAUAUCAUGUAUUAUAGUUGUUUUGGUUCAAUACCCAUGAUGGAAAACGCUUACAAACGUCUAAAAAGCUCAAGACUUUUGGUUGAAAAAGAUGGGAUUAGGGCAAAUUCUCUUGCUUAUAUAAGGGACAAAAGGUUUCAUACUCUGGGAAACUUCUUAAGGGACGUGGGUCUUGGUAAGAGAAAUGUAGGGAAUCUUCUUUGGAAGUUAUUGUUAUUGUCGUAUGCUACAAAUUCUAAAAUGAAGAGUUUGCAAAGAGAGUUUUUAAAUAUUUUGGAAGCUGGAUUUGAACUUGAUCUAACCACUUUUAACACUCGAGAUGUGGCUUUCUCAAGGAUGUCUUUGUUUUGGGAUUUGCAUUUAAGCCUUGAACAUAUGAAACAUAAUGGAAUUUUCCCGGAUCUUGUGACUUUUGGUUGUAUUGUUGAUGCGUAUUUGGAUAGGAGAUUAGGGAAAAACUUGGACUUUUCUUUGAGGAAAAUGAAUGUGAAUGAUUCGAGUGUUGUGUUAUAA
Molecule: messenger RNA, 558 nt
Organism: Lactuca saligna
Lineage: Eukaryota; Viridiplantae; Streptophyta; Magnoliopsida; Asterales; Asteraceae
Source: the annotation of a GenBank genome assembly